Molecule: messenger RNA, 1722 nt
Organism: Monoraphidium neglectum
Lineage: Eukaryota; Viridiplantae; Chlorophyta; Chlorophyceae; Sphaeropleales; Selenastraceae
Exons: 12
Coding region: 1-1722 (573 amino acids)
Source: RefSeq, a predicted model, not a curated record
AUGACGCCUCUAAAGUUCCAAGGGAUUCAGCCAUAUCUUCCUGAGAAUAAGCUCGAUGACUGGGGGCUGACUGUGGAGCAGCAGGAGGCGAACGUGGAGCAGUUCCGUCAGCUUCUGGAGUCCAGGGGCCUGUGGCGCAAGCAGGACCAUGACUACUAUGCGCUGCUGCGCUUCCUGCGCGCCCGCAACUACGAGCUCGACAAGGCCUUCAAGAUGUGGAGCGACACCAUCGCCUGGCGCAGGGAGUUUGACGUGGACACGAUCCUGGAGGACUUUGUGUUCAGGGAGCGGGAGCAGUUCCUCAUGGCGUACCCGCAAGGGUACCACAAGACAGACAAGCUGGUGCGGCCCGAGCCUGAGCUCUGCGGGGCGGCCUCUGGCCGCCCCAUCUACAUCCAGCUGCUGGGCAAGAUUGACAUAAACACGCUCAAGAAGAUCACCAGCGAGGAGCGCAUGGUCAAAUUCCACAUCCAGGAGUACGAGCGGUGCGGGCAGUUCAUCUUCCCAGUGUGCUCCGCCAUCGCGAAGCGCCAGAUCGACCAGACAUUUGGCAUCAUGGACGUCAAGGGCGUGGGCCUGAGCCACCUGACGGGCGAGGUCAAGCGCCUCGUCAGCAUGCUGACCAAAUACGACCAGGACAACUACCCCGAGAUGCUCGGCCGCAUCUGCAUCAUCAACGCCCCCAUGGUCUUCAAGGCGGUCUGGGCCCUCAUCAAGCCGAUGCUCAACCCCCGCACACUCAACAAGAUCCAGAUCUGCCAGAGCAACUACACCGCCGACCUGCUGGAGUGGGUGGACCCAGAGAACCUGCCGGUGUGGCUCGGCGGCCGGUCCAAGGGCACGCUGCUGGACGAUUUGGGCCCCUGGUCUGACCCCGAGGUGCUGCGCCGCCUGCAGGGCCACCUGCCCGCCGCCGCCCGCGCGCUCAAGGCGCUGCACCAUGGCGCUGGGGACGGCGGCGGCGGCGGCGGCGGCGCGGCGGCCGCGGAGGGGGCGGACGAGGACGGCUACCACUCGCCCAGGCGCGUGCGGCGUGAGGAGGGCGGCGGUUUUGGGACCCUUUUCGCGCCGCGCCACGCGCGCAUCGCAUGGCGUGGCAGGGGCAGGGGAAGGGUCCCCACACUGUCCGAGGCUUCUUUUGUGUCUGCUCUCUCCACGAGCAGCAGCCUCAACCCCGAGGCCUUCGGGCCCAACCUCUUUGCGCGUGCCUCGCUCGAGGGCGGCUGCGGCAAGAAGGCGCCGCUCAUAUCAGCCUCGAGCUACGGCCAGCAGCAGCAGGGGCAGCAGCAGCAGCAGCAGCAGCAGCAGCAGCAGCAGGGGCAGCAGCAGGGGGCGGGCGCGCCGCGCGGCGGGGGCGCGGCGGGUGCGCUCGAGCGGCUGUCGGCGCAGGAGGGCGGCGAGGUGGAGGGCAGCAGCUCGGAGCGCAACGCGCUCAUCGCGGCGGUCAACACGGCCAGGGCGCAGUCGCUGCUGGAGCGCACCCAGGCGCUCGAGCAGCUGUACGCGCAGCAGAUGCAGCGGCUGCGCGGCUACAUGCCCGCGGCCGCGUACGAGCGCGUCGCGGAGCGCCGGAUGGCGGCGCCGCAGGGCAGCCUGCUGGGGCGGGUGGACGCGCUGGAAGAGGCCCUCGAGCUGCUGCUGCGCGCGCAGGACCUGGCCUGGCAGGAGGAGGAGCGGCGGCGCGCGCGGGACAGCUGCUGCGGCGGCUGCAGCAUCUGCUGA